Messenger RNA from Drosophila ananassae, 1608 nucleotides. RefSeq names its product putative gustatory receptor 85a. The record is from RefSeq and is a predicted model, not a curated record. NCBI's taxonomy places the organism in Eukaryota, Metazoa, Arthropoda, Insecta, Diptera, Drosophilidae. Gene Ontology annotation, cellular component: membrane. Bases 223 to 1347 code for a protein of 374 amino acids. The transcript has 3 exons. Gene Ontology annotation, biological process: sensory perception of taste.
AUGCUUGUAGUUUCGUAAAAUAAGUUAUAUUUCAAUGCUUUUAAACACGGUCAACUUGUAAACCAUAUAAUUACACCGUUGUAAACGUUAAGUUUAUUCUCAUUUUCGGAGAAUUCCCAAGUGAUCCAAUUAGCAGGACCUGUGCUUGUAAAAAGCAGUUCGUAACCGUUUUGCUUACAAUGAAACAGUUAGUUAAUAAUAUAGAACUGAAGCACAAGGACCAUGGAAUUGUCGAGACGUUAUGUUCAAGUGGGAUUUCUCUGGUUUUGCACUUUGAAUGGCAUAACCGUCUUUUACAUUACGUCCGGAGGAUUUCGAAAAUCGCGAUUUCUUAUCGGCUAUCGGAUCGUUCACAAUUUUCUAGUUAUAAUCCUCACAGUGAAGUUUCUCUUGGAAUUUUGGCGGGUCAGUGAGCACUCUUUUACUCAGUCUCCUUUGGUUAAACUGGCUGCCAUCACAUACUUUGGGCUGGUUUUCAUAUCGCUGAUUAGUUGCAUGUUUUGUGCCCAUUGCCGCCAGGAUCGCAUUAGCAAUAUGCUAGUUAAGCUACAGGAUAUUGAUGAAGUAAGCCAGAAACGUGGCUAUACUCCUUCACGGGAGAAAAAGAAAUUCCUUGACCUCACAGUAGCCCUCGUCGCUUUGCUCAUCCUUCGGCUUGCCAUUCAUGGCUUCUUAAAUGUGAAACGGUUCUUGAGGGGAUCCCAUAAUCCGUGCAACUGCUUUUUGUCAGAGUGCAUGAUCUUUGCAAUGAACUCUUUAGCUUUUGGCAUCUUGCACGAGCUCUGUCGCAAUUGGUGGUGCUUGCAGUCUGGGCUAAAGAUGAUGCUGUUGGAUGAGAGACCUUUUGAAGAUCGGCUAACUCAUUUCCGAAAGAUUCUGAACAUGUUUCAGUCGCUUAUUGAUAUGACAGAAGAUUUUUGUGCGGUCUUUAGGUUCGUUUUCUUGUGCUACUUGAUGCGAAACGUUUGGAGCGGCAUACGAGUCGGAUACAUGCUGGUCCGCGUCUGCCUGGGUCACAGUGCCAUCGAAUCCGAGUUGGAGUAUCUGCAAAUGGUAUUUGUGACCUGUAUACAACCGCUUCUCUAUUCUAUCAUGAUGAACUCCCUUACCCACACCACGGAUAGUCUCCUGGAAGACACAAAGAACAUGAUGAGAAAAUUCUACCAUCCCAAUGCUCGAGUUGAAAAAACAAUGGAAUGGUUUUCUCUGCAAAUUGCCGAACAGCAUACUUACAUUCACAUCUUCAGUACUUAUCGUCUCAACCGGGCUUUGGUGUUUGAGGGGUGUUCGAUUAUCCUGUUGCACGUCAUCUAUAUGGUCCAGUGCGAAUACACUCAAAUGUUUUAAUUGCUAUUCGCAUUAUUAUUAUUGACAUAAAUACAUAUUUGCCACUGUUUCUUUAAUAAAAGCAUCAAUAAGCACCCUUAGAACUAAUUCUAGUCCAAGAAAAAACCACACAGUGCCUUUAAUGAAAUUUAUUAAUAUUUAAAGUUUAAACAUAUGAAAUACUAAAGUUGCGAAAAACAUUCGAAUAGCAUAUUAUAUUAACGUAAGAAUUUAUAUAUUAAGUUUUUAUAAGUUUCAAUGAUCUUUUAAUGAAUAUUUAUG